AUGAAUCCAAAAAAUGAUCAUGUAGACCCAAGUCAGGUUCAGAUUAGUGGAGUUCAGGUGCCUUAUAAUCCUCAAAUUCCUAAUCAACAGCCGCAAGGAAUUCCUCCAAACUAUCCAGUUGGAAUACCUAUUAAUCCUUAUGUUAAUCCAGGAAUUCAAAAUCCUUCUGGCUAUCCUGCCAUGCCACCUCCCACUGUACAAAAUAAUCAGCAAGAUAAUGACAGAAAUACAUCAUCAAGUAAAGACAAGUUUCCUCAUUAUGACAUAAAAGAAGCGAUGUUCCCUCAGAACUUUGUAUGCAGAGAUUGUAAUGGCUAUGGUCUCACCAGGGUCAGAAAAACGUGCAGUGGCUUCCAAUGGUUUAUAAUGUAUAUUUACUGUAUUUUCUGUUGCUGGUGAUGCAUCUGCUUUCCUUUCUGCAUGAAUGACCUCUAUAAGUAUGACCACUACUGCGGUGGCUGUGACAGGCAUGUUAAAUCUUAUAACCCAUUGCAAGAUGAUGACUAAAUUCAGACAUUUUAGGGUCUUUAAAACUUUCAAUA
Messenger RNA from Moneuplotes crassus, 542 nucleotides. Lineage: Eukaryota; Ciliophora; Spirotrichea; Euplotida; Euplotidae. The record is from the annotation of a GenBank genome assembly.